Messenger RNA from Salvia hispanica, 4548 nucleotides. Lineage: Eukaryota; Viridiplantae; Streptophyta; Magnoliopsida; Lamiales; Lamiaceae. The record is from RefSeq and is a predicted model, not a curated record.
AUGGCGGGGACAAGUGCGGAAGGGGAGGAAACAAGCAUGAGUCACCCUACACCCGAUGGGGACCUUGUGAGCAUGAUGGCACGCAUGAUGAAGGAAUUCAAACAAGAGAUGAUGAUCCAAAUGGAUGUGCGAGCAAAAGAAUCCAUUGCUCAAUCAAAAGAAUCCGAAGCCCGCAUGCUUGCCGCCCAAAACACUUUAUUUGAGGAGUUCAACACUUGGAAGGGAGAACAAGGAACGAGGCCUCCCACUCCCAUGGGCAAUGUCGUGCCUAAUGAGGUCCCGGGGGAAAACGUUGAGGAGGAGGAGUAUGAGGGGUGGCAAGGAGGAAAUGUUCGGGAUAGGGGUAACAACUUGGUGAAUGGAAGAUUUGAGGGGGGUAAUGGAGCCAAUGGGCGAGUUGGAGGAGGAAAUGGAGGAUAUGAUCGUUUUGGGGUAGGAAACCAAUAUGGAGGGGUGGAGCCUUAUGGGGAUAGAUUUAGGAGGAAUAGGUACUAUGAGGAGGAACCCCGACCGAGGUUUGAUGAUCCUUCCAAGACCUUGAAACACAACCUUCCCGAAUUUCAUGGCAAGUUUGACCCCGAAGCGUAUUUAGAGUGGGAGUCUCAAGUGGAGAAAAUUUUUUCCCUCCACAACUACUCCGAGGGUGACAAGGUGAAGAUUGAAUUGGCCGAAUUUAGAGGUAAUGCUAAUACAUGGUGGAGAGAUGUGUUGAGGAAGAGGAUGAUAGCUAGGAUGGGGGAUGUGCGAUCAUGGGGUGAGUUGAGCCGAAUCAUGAAGGAAUCCUUUGUGCCUAGGUCCUAUUAUCACAAGUUGCGCGGAGAUCUUCAAGACCUAAGGCAAGGGUCUAUGAGUGUGAUGGAGUACUAUUAUGAUCUUAUUGCAUUGAUGAACAAGAUUGGGGUGAAUGAACCGGAGGAAUCCACUCAAGACCGAUUCAUCCAUGGCCUCAACACGUCUUUGAAGCAUAAAGUCCAAAUUGAGGCGUUAAGGGGAAUCACCUUGGGGGAAGUACUAAGUUUUGCCGAAACCUUUGAGAGACAAGGAAAAGAAGUGGCUCUUAGCAAAGUUAGAGUGUCAUCCAACCAAACCGGGAUGGGAGGAAACAAGUGGAGUACCCCUCCCAAGAAGAUGGAGAGUUCGCCUAGUACUCAAGGCAAGACGCCAUUCAAGGCCUCGCCAAGCCCAAGCCCACAAGCUACUAAAAGCUCUUCAACGGAGGGUAGCAAGGUCCAAUGUUUCAAGUGUAAGGGCUAUGGUCACUAUGCACGUGAGUGCCCUAACCAAAGAGUAAUGGUUAUUGGGCAAGAUGGUAGCGUGUAUAGUGAAGAUGAAGAGGAUGUGAUGGUAGAAGGAAGGGAAGUGAAUGUGGAGCCUCGUAUGGCUUAUUCUAGUGAAGAAGAAGAUGAUGAGGAGAUGAAGACACUAGUCAUGCUAAGGAUGCUCAAUGUACAACCCGACCUUGAGGAGCACAAGUUGCAAAGGUGCAACAUCUUCCACAUGAAUUGCAAGGUACGAACUAAAACUUGUUUAGUUAUCAUUGAUGGAGGUAGUUGUGCUAAUGUGGUAAGCGAGCAAUUGGUGGCCAAGUUGGGAUUGAAGGUCGACAAACAUCCCAAUCCUUACAAACUCCAAUGGCUCGGAGAAUCCGGGGAGCUAAGAGUGAAGGAUCAAUGCUUAGUGCCCUUGAAGAAUGGUGUUUUUGAAGAUGAGGUGAUGUGUGAUAUCAUUCCAAUGACGGCUUGUCAUGUGUUGUUGGGAAGACCUUGGGAGUUUGAUAGGAGGGUGUAUAAGAAUGGUUUCACCAAUGAAUAUUUCUAUAUGGUGAAUGGGUUGAAGGUUAGGUUGAAGCCACUAUUGCCUAAGGAAGUAUUUGAGGCACAUCAACAUCUCCAAAGGGAAAGGGAAAGGGAAAGAGAGAAAAGGCUUGUGAGUGAGGGUUGCUUGUUAGCUAGGACCCCCGACCUUGGGUGGGCACUAAAAAGUCGAUCUACCAUUCUCCUCAUGGUCCGAAACGAUUUAUGUUUACAUGCUAACACUAACCCUUGUCCUUUGAUAAUUGAAAGUGUUUUGCAAGGCUUUAAGGAUGUCUUCCCGGAUGAGCUACCCGACGAACUCCCACCAUUGAGGGGGAUUGAGCACCAAAUGGACUUCAUACCGGGUUCCUCCCUUCCCAACCGGGCGGCAUACAAAGCAAAUCCAAAGGAGACUCAAGAGCUUCAAAGGCAAAAGGAUGGAACUUGGAGGAUGUGUGUGGAUUGUAGGGCUAUCAAUAAGAUCACUAUUAAGUAUAGGCAUCCCAUACCUAGACUUGAUGACAUGCUAGAGGAUCUAUGUGGCUCAAAUUGUUUUUCUAAAAUUGAUUUAGCAAGUGGAUAUCACCAAAUUCGCAUGAAAGAAGGGGAUGAAUGGAAAACCGCUUUUAAAACAAAAUUUGGCUUGUAUGAAUGGCUUGUUAUGCCUUUCGGGUUGACUAAUGCUCCUUCAACUUUCAUGCGUUUGAUGAAUCAUGUGCUUCGCCCUUUUAUUGGAAAAUUUGUGGUGAUGUACUUUGAUGAUAUUUUGAUUUAUAGCAAAGGUGUAGAAGAGCAUGCUAGUCACCUUAGGGAUGUACUUGAAGUGUUGAGAAUGCAUGCCUUAUAUGCCAAGUUGCCUAAGUGUACCUUUUGUGUUGAUGAGGUGGUGUUUCUUGGUUUUGUUGUGGGGAAGGAAGGAGUAAGGGUGGACGAGGAGAAAGUGAGGGCGAUUAGGGAGUGGCCUACACCCAAGAGUGUGAGUGAGAUUAGAUCUUUCCAUGGUCUAGCAAACUUCUAUAGGAGGUUUGUGAGGGAUUUUUCCACUAAGGCCUCCCCCCUAGAUCACCUUGUUAAGAAAAAUGUAGAGUUUAAGUGGGGAGAGGAGCAAGAAAGGGCUUUUAACACCUUGAAAAAGGACCUUACCCAUGCCCCUUUAUUAUCCCUUCCCAAUUUUGACAAGACCUUUGAGCUAGAGUGUGAUGCUAGUGGUGUAGGAAUAGGUGGAGUGCUCAUGCAAGAAGGAAAGCCCAUAGCCUACUUCUCCGAAAAGCUUGGUCAAGCGCAACUAAACUACCCUACAUAUGACAAGGAGUUGUAUGCCAUAGUGAGAUGCUUGGAGAAUUGGCAACAUUACCUCAUGCAUAGGGAGUUUUUGAUUCACACCGACCAUGAGUUCAUUAAGUUCCUAGGGGGUCAACAUAAACUUGAUAAGAGGCAUGCCAAGUGGAGUGCGUUCCUAGAAACUUUUCCUUAUGUGAUCAAGUACAAAAAGGGAAAGGAGAAUGUUGUUGCCGAUGCCCUUUCUAGGAAAAAACAAGUGCUUGUUGUGUGUGCUUCCAAGUAUGUUGGUUUUGAGUUCAUUAAAGACUUAUAUGAGCAUGACCAUGAUUUUGCCACCAUCUUUGAUGCAUGUGACAAGGGGUCCUUUGAUAAAUACUAUAGGAUGGAUGGUUAUUUGUAUAAGGAGAAUAAACUUUGCAUUCCUCAUUGUUCUCUACGUGACUUGUUAGUCAAGGAGUCUCAUUUGGGUGGAUUAAUGGUGUUAAAAACUUUUGAUAUUUUGAGUGAGCAUUUCUUUUGGCCUUGCAUGAGGAAACAUGUUGAGCGGUUUUGUGGUCAAUGUAUAGAGUGUAGGCAAGCUAAGUCUAAGUCUAAUAACUUUGGGCUUUAUACCCCUUUGCCUCCACCUACACACCCUUGGGUGGAUAUCUCCAUGGAUUUUGUGCUAGGUCUACCCAUUUCUUCUACAAAGAAUGAUAGUGUUUUGGUAGUAUUGUCUCCUUUUGAGAUUGUUUAUGAAUUUAACCCCCUCACUCCGUUGGAUUUAUCCACGGUGGAUUUGCCUUUGCCAAUGGUGCUUGAUGUAGGAGGAGAGGAGAAGGCCAAGUUCGUGAAGGAGUUGCACAAGCAAGUGCAAGACAGGAUUCGAGAAAAGGGGGAACUAGUGGCGCGCCAAGUGAACAAAGAGCGCAAGAAGGUGGUUUUUGAACCCGGUGAUUGGGUUUGGGUGCAUCUUAGGACGAUCCGUUUCCCCAACAAGACCAAGGGGAAGCUUGCCCCGAAAGGGGACGGUCCUUUCCUCGUGUUGGAGCGCAUCAAUGACAACGCCUAUGUGAUAGAUUUGCCCGGAGAUCCGGAUUUGAGGACAAAUCCUUUCCAAGAAGGGGAGGAUGAUACGACCAUGCCCGGACGGCCCGUGACGAGGUCUACGACGAGGCACCUAUAUGAGGGGAUCGCUGUGUUCAUCAAAAAGACCAUGCUGGAGGAGUCUACGACGACCGGGGAGCCCGCGACGAGAUUGGAGCUGAAGUUUGGCGGCUGGAAGCUUCCACCCGGCCGGGUGGAUUUUGAGGCCCAAACUCACCCUGGCCGGGUGGCGUCUCUGGACUCGCCAAGGCUUAGCUGCACCACCCAACCGGGUGGCCUUUUAUGCCACCCGACCGGGUGGCCCGUCCAAGGCGUGAAGAGGCUUAGCUGCACCACCCGACCGGGUGACCUUUAUGCCACCCGCCCGGGUGGCUCGUCCAAGGCGUGA